AUGUUACUAACCAACCAGGAGGAGAACAGAAAGAAAGCACUCGAAAGGCUCAAACUAAGGCGUGGAGGAGCAAAUGAGUCAGCAUCUUCAUCCAAGCCAGUCAGUGGAAACGCCACUAGAAAUUCAGGGUCGAAUGACAGUCUAGCGUCCACUAGAAACAUGCCAUUACGUGCACCAGAUCAUGGGCUGAUGCUUCCCCAAGCUGAGCGGGUCAUUCCAUCGCUACCACGAGUGGAACUUACCCAAGAACAGAAAGACAGAAUAGCCAGAAACAGAGAGGAGGCCAUUAAGCGCAGCCAACGGAAUCGCCGCGAUGCAUCAGUAAAUGACACGUCUGUUGCCCCAGUUACUGAAAGAGAUCGCAAAAGAUUCAAAAUGGAGCAGAGACCUUCCAUCCAGAAGAAAGACUACAUUGAGUACGAUUUCUCAACGAUGAAAGAUAGCAGAGGUGGCUUUUUGGAUGAGAAAGACAACUUUGGCCUCCGUGGCGAGGAAGAGGAACCGCAGUCGCUCCAGGAGUGGAAGGAAAGGCAGAAACAGGAGCAUCUUGUCAAGGAUUUGGCUCCUCCUCUAGACUUGGAGAACGCACCCAAAUGUUUCGAAUGUAAUUCGUUGGAAAUUGACCCAAACAUGUUCACCAAUUUCAAGGUACGUGUAUGUCGGAGAUGUAUCAAGGAGAAACAGGAUAAAUACUCGUUGUUAACCAAGACCGAAUGUCGUGAAGACUAUCUACUUACGGAACCCGAGCUUCGAGACACAUCAAUUCUCAAUAGAAUCGAGAAGCCCAAUCCCCAUGGAUUUCUGCGAAUGCAAUUGUUUCUACGGUUCCAGGUAGAGGAAUUCGCUUGGAAGAAGUGGGGGUCACCAGAGGGACUUGAUGCUGAGUGGGAACGUCGUGAACGGACGAGGCUUGAAAGACGUGACAAGCGAUACCAGGAUAAGUUGAAGGAAAUGAGAAAGAAGACACGUGCCGAGGAAUAUACACGGAAACUCCGAGACGGAAAGUCGUUGGGAGAACGACAUGUACAUGAAUGGUCUGCACCGUUGUCUAUCGGAGAGAAGUUGGUGAAGAGGCGAUGUGUGGAUUGUGGGCUCGAGACAGAGGAGGUUAUUAUAUAG
Messenger RNA from Sungouiella intermedia, 1119 nucleotides. The record is from the annotation of a GenBank genome assembly. NCBI's taxonomy places the organism in Eukaryota, Fungi, Ascomycota, Pichiomycetes, Serinales, Metschnikowiaceae.